Pollicipes pollicipes is the source of this 1590-nucleotide messenger RNA. RefSeq lists its product as uncharacterized. The coding region runs from base 226 to 1590 and encodes 454 amino acids. The transcript has 11 exons. Lineage: Eukaryota; Metazoa; Arthropoda; Thecostraca; Pollicipedomorpha; Pollicipedidae. The record is from RefSeq and is a predicted model, not a curated record.
GACGUGGUGGUGCGCCCAGCCAGCUGCCGGCAGCUGCGCUGACCCGGUGGUGCCCCCGCCGCCUCCGCCGCCGCGACCCGGUCUCAGGGUCAAGGUCGACCAGGGCGCAGUUCAAGGUUGCCAAGCCCACCGCACGUGAUACCAUUCGGAGGACAGAAGCUGUAGUAACGUAUUGAGUGUGGGUUUGCUUGAUGGACCGAGGGAGCCGCCGUCCCAGCCAAAAGAAUGAAGCUGCAACACGCCAUAAUAUUGGCUGCCUUCACCCUGUCUUUCGCGGGAGCCAACGUCAAAAUGACCUCCUGCGAUCAGCAAGAGUUUCAGCGUUAUCUGAUGAGAGAUGACUGGAAGAGCAUCGCCAUCUGCAUCAAGAACGCCUCGGUGCGGAAGAACCUCUGCAACAGCACGGUGAUCACGGGCACGAUCCUGGAGCUGCCGUUGGUGCUGCUGGAGCGCUGGAGGCGCGCCUGCCGUCCCGACUUCACCAUCGGCGUCACCAAGUCACCGCCGAGACCAUCCGGCUCGGACAGUUCCAGCCCAGCCAGCUCAGCUAGUUCCAGCCCCAGCCCCAGCUCCAGCUCGGUCAGCUCCAGCCCCCCGGUCCAGCUUCCGCUGCCGGCAGCUGCGGCGCUCGACGCCGGCAGCUUCGCCGCCGCCGCGCAGCUGAAGCGGGGCGGCAAGCUGAGCAGAAUGAGGGAGUUGCUGCUGGUGGCGCCGCCGGCCGGCGAAGCGACGCCGUCCGACCAGCGAUCGCAGCGCCUCACCGCGGCCGGAGCCAAAAUCAUUGAGCAGGGCCUGGCUGAGGUGUGCCCGAACAACAGUCACGAGAUGACCGGCUGCUUCCGGAAAGGCUUCAACAACGCUCGGCCGCUCUUCAAAAAACGGGAUCCACUGUUUCUUCCGAUGACUAUGAAGGGGGGCACCAAGAACGUCGGCUGGUCGUUGCGCGGCGUCAGAGUGGACGGCAUCUCCGAAUACAAUGUGGUCAACGUCGGCGCCACAGCCGCCGACGCCCGUGAGCGGAAGCCACUGAAAGUAGUGAGUGAAUGGACGACCAAGAGAUGGCGUGUGGAGGUCAACGCUACGUACAGUUUGGCCCUCUUGACUGAUGCUGUUUACGUCACACUGCUCGCCCGAAUAAAGCUCGAAAUACCGGACGUGCGGAUGAAGUUCAGCGCCUUCGUCUGGGGCGAAGAGCAGCCCGAUCCGGCCAUCGUCCGCUUCUUCACCGAGGACAAGCUCUUCAACCUCGAGUUCAAGCCGGACGACAUGAAAAUAGGGGUCGACAUCGCCUCUCUGCCCUCAAUAGCUUCCACUCCCGCCUUGAACGAGCUAGUCGAGCUGCACGUCCGGUACAGGGCCCUGCCGGUAAUGUGGCCAGCCAUCAAGCAGGAGGUGGGAAAGGUUUUCCAGGACAUCACGAACGGGGAGGUGAUCCGAGUGAUCAUUCGCUUCCUGCUGCUCCGCCGCGGUAACAGUCCCCCGGCAACGCCGAAGCCGGCGGUCUCGACGCCCGCAGCCGUCGCGGCCAAGACAAAGCCCUCCAGGAUAUCGGAGAGUAUCACUGGCCAGCCUGACAAGGACACCGCCUAG